UGCUGUUUUGUUGACAUUUUUUCCUCUAUCAGCUGACUGCUAACUCAGUUAGCUGGCCACUUUAUGAACAGCUCAGCACAAACAAACCGUCAGUAUGACUUUAUCCUGCCAGCACUGCCUCUCAGCCCUCACAAACCACAAACAGUCGACACGUCUUUAGAGAAGUGGCGUCGCACGAUGAGGGUCAUUAUCUAACCCGCUGUCACUCCACAGACAGAGAGCGAGAGCUAAGCUAACGUUACGGCGAACGUUAGCUAGCUCGCUGCUUUAGCCUGCCGAGUUGCGGCGAACAGCUAACAGGCUAAAUUAUCCGAUGUGAAACCAUGGAAGGGAUUCUGUACAAAUGGACGAAUUACAUGACAGGCUGGCAGCCACGCUGGUUCGUCUUAGAGAACGGAGUCAUCUCUUACUAUGACAGCGAGGACGACGUCGGCAAAGGAAGCAAAGGAUCCAUCAAGAUGUCUGUGUGUGACAUUAAAGUUCAUCCGACAGAUCCGACGCGUCUAGAGCUGAUAAUCCCCGGCGAGCAGCAUUUCUACGUCCGAGCCGUGAACGCCGCAGAGAGACAGAGGUGGCUGGUGGCUUUAGGCUCGUCCAAAGCUGGAACUCUGGACAGCCACAAACACAAAGGUCCUGACUGUCUGAAGACGAAGAUGUCUGAACUUCGUCUGUACUGUGACCUCCUCGUCCAACAGGUCCAAACGAUCCAAUCACAGCACACUGCUGACGCAGAGGCCACGCCCACCUCUGAGGCUUCUCUCCUCAGUGCAACCUGUGCAACCUUCAUCAGGACUUUGGAGGAGUGUAUGACCCUGGCCAACCAGAGUUUGACCCCUGACCUCCGACCUCCUGAGAGGAUGAAGAGGUCAAUCAGCCACCCAGGAACAUACAGCUUUGACAGGUCAGGUGUGCUUAAGGAGUACUUGAGCGGAGGUCAAAGGUCAACUCAGCGCAGGAACCGGACGUGCUCUGACAGCUCUGUUUAUGAUACUGAACGUGUGCUGCCUGGUCUCAACGGUGACUCAUCCUCCAUUCCUGAAGAGAGGGGGGGCAGUGUGAGCCCAAAGACCACACCCACCGACACAGACACUGACCUGUCCAUCUGAAGACCUGACGUCCACCCAGAAGCCUGCUGGACUCUGUGAAAGCUCGAGAACACGACAAGAUCAGUGACAGCGACUGCUGCUGACGAGAUCUUCAUUCAACCGAGUUUGAGCUGACUGACGUUCGACCUCUAGGACCGCCCUUCUCGUGCUUUUUCUCCGAAGUCAGAUGAUUGCCAAACACGUGCACUUUGGAGUCGUAUUUCAUUUUUCCUUCAGGCUGUCUUUAAGAGUUUGAGUUGCCUGUUCACACUGGAGAGACAGCAGGAAGGAUGUCCCAACAGGCAGCCCCGUUCACACCAUGGACACACUCAGAGGUGACGGUGGACUUCAUGACCUGAAGUUUGAAUCCUGUGAACCUGUGUGAAGUCACUGCUCCAGCAGCUAACCUGGACUUAGUGGUGAGGUCUGUGAUUGCAGGAGGAAGCUCCCCAGCACAGAAUCAACAUAAAUAACUGUGAAUUCUUGUUUUCUGGACAGUUUAGAUGCCAGAGUUCAUCGUUCGCUACUGUAAAUGCACCCCAGAAUGCGCAGGAAACUUUUUUUGUAGGUCAUGUUGCGUUGAUGGGAAAUCCUGCGCCUGUGAAAGAAAAGCAUGUUCUCGUACAGUAUUUUCUGCCUUUUCCACGUACUCAAGAACUCGCCUCGUCUUUGGAAACUCGCCGAGCAUCCUCAGCAUUCUUCCUCCAGGCCUCCAUAGUCGUGCUCGCCCGCUGAAAGCAAAGGUCGAAAAGAAGAACUCCGUCCCUCUUCCUGCCAGCUUCCUGCCUGAGGUUGUCGGUCGUGGUCUGAUACAGCAGCUGAGGAUGAACCCGUCUGAGAAACGGUGUCUCUGCGGGUUCCUGAAGCCAAUUUCCUCUGUUACUGUCCACACAGAGCUGAGGAACCUGGGUCUUCAGAUGCCAAAAUUUGCACAAAUGUGAUCUGCAUUAAAUGUGCCAUCAUCCUUUCUUCUAGCAAAGCUUCUUCUCCGCAGUCCAGCUGUCGGCUGAAUGUGCGCUCGUUACUGCCUUUUAAUGUUUGUGCGUCUUUUUCUUGCCUUUUGGUGAUGAACUUCAGCCAAACGUGUCCCCGAAAAGCAACGAGUACGGUGGUCCUGAAAGCUCAACGCACAGCAACUUCAGAAACGAAACGAACUGAAGAGACAAAUUCUUUUUGUUUUUGUGUUUGAUCUGUCUGUCAGCGUGUCGAGCUCUCAGCCACCGGAACAAAGUGCUGUUCAAAUGAAUGAACUUGGUUGAGGACUGAAGCUCAGCAGUGAGUUCAGAUGAUGCCUUUUGCACACGUUUGCAACGAUCAGCUAGCAAAUCAAAGCUGUCGUCAAGCUCGAGUUUGUCAAUCUAAUUUCCUGUUUUGAUGAAUGAGCUGGUCAGUCUGCACGCUGCUGUCUUGUGACAUGCUUUACUGUUUGCACACGUGCAGAAGACGUCAUCUGAACACGAAGUAAACAAUCGUGAUGUGAACAAUCGUCCACGGCGACUGAACUGACUACAAUCCACACCGACGUUCCGUGAUGCGCUUUCGAUGGACCUUCACCUGUAAACUCAUCGUAAUGUGACGUUCACUCCUUCACACGUCAGCUUCGGCCAAAAACAUGUUUGAUGCUAAAACAUUUGUAUUUAUCUUUAAGACACUUUAGUAUUCUGCUGGGUUUUUUUUUUUUUUUGGCCUGGGGGUUUCUUUCCAAACAGACUGACCGCAGCUGCUUCAGUCUCUCCACCAAUCAGGUGUUUUAACCUCACAUUCAGUUAUUAGAGAGCGUAAAAUAAGUUCAGUUGCACCAAAGGCUGGUAGGUAACUUUCCUCCUACAUGCAGUGUGUAGGUGUGGUUGUUUUGCACUUUAGAGUUAAAAUGGAGUUUUUGAAUGUUAGUGCUAUGAAACAGGAUUACAGUGUCAAAGGUACUGUGGUGGAAAACUGAUGAUUGUUUAAAAAAAACCAUUUGUUUCUAGUCUGCGUCUUAUUUUUAGAAGGAUGUUUUGGAGUUCCAGCAGCCUUAUAUGUAACAGUAACAGUAUGUACACGUACAAGACUUCUUUCUUGUGUUACUUUUACCAAAAUGUGUGUUCAGUAUUUGUUAUAAACACACUGAAACUGUUUAUGCUCCUGUGUUUUCUUGAGCUUCCCUUCACUAAAUACUGUGAAAUGUUUCUGCAGCGUUUCCAGUGAAGCAGCAAGAGUUCAGACACUUAAACCACCACAGUUUGAGUUUCCCACGAAUGUUGGCUCCAUGUUCAGCUUCUGAUGUCAAAUAACUGAUCUCCUAACUAUUGCUAACAGCAUGGUGCUUCUAUAUUUGAUCUUUAAUUGAUCAUUCUAUUCCUGUUGCCUGUCAGAUUAUUUUGCUUAAACAUGAGAUGGAUGUAGUUAAAGCACUUGCAGGAGCUUUUAAAUCCCAAAUUAAUAGCUAACAAAAAUUUAACAAGUAAUUGAAGAAUAAAAAGCACAACAGGGAUCAAAAUAUGGUUACUGAGCAUUUAGCUUGGACAGACUCUUUUUAAAGGAAUAGUUCAAUAUUUUCAGAAAAAUGCCUAAUUGAAUCCACUCAAAUGCAGUUAAACUGUAUUUUGCGUUCGUAAAGACUAAACGAAGGAGAUGUUAGUUAAUGAGCUGCAGAGGUGCUGGUUCAGUGACCUUUGGACAGAGCCGGCUAACUGAAAGGGUUUUUUGUGGAGAAGCUUAUUUUCCAAAACGUGGAGCCGUUCCUUCACGGCAGCACAAACAUCUCUGCUUCCUGUUUGGAGGUCAAAUACCUGAAUUAAACUGCUGAGUCAUUUUCUCUGUUACAGACUCUUUUUGGAUAAGCUGGCAGAGAGACUUUCACGCCUUCAGUGUCUCUGCAGGAAGUAACGUGUGGGUGUAUCAGACUUUUCAUUGUCUAAAUAAAAAAAGGAUUUUAAACUGA
This is a messenger RNA of Chelmon rostratus (copperband butterflyfish), 4008 nucleotides long. RefSeq names its product pleckstrin homology domain containing, family A (phosphoinositide binding specific) member 3 (gene plekha3). NCBI's taxonomy places the organism in Eukaryota, Metazoa, Chordata, Actinopteri, Chaetodontiformes, Chaetodontidae. The transcript is spliced from 8 exons. Gene Ontology annotation, biological process: retrograde transport, endosome to Golgi; endosome organization; receptor recycling. Bases 324 to 1106 code for a protein of 260 amino acids. Gene Ontology annotation, cellular component: recycling endosome; trans-Golgi network; early endosome. The record is from RefSeq and is a predicted model, not a curated record.